AUGGCCGAGGGCCAGCAGCAGACAGCGGUCUCUCAGCCGACUACCCAGGCUGCUCAGCAGUCCCAGAAAAUAGCUGAUGUGAUUCGCGGAUAUCGUCCCUGCAAGUCCUUCAAAAACUCCAAGUCGGAGUCCGCGGCAAACUAUACCACCUCCCUAGACUUCGAUGACCAGGGCGACUAUGUAGUCGCUGCUGGGGACGAUGAAACCAUUCAGAUCUUCGAUGUCAAGGAAGGCAAAUCCACAAAGUCGGUUCCUAGCAAGAAAUACGGUGUCCAUCUUGCUCGAUUCACCCACCACUCUCGUCAGGUCCUGCACGCCAGUACCAAGGUUGACCAUUCUUUGCGUUUGCUCGAUCUUCACAAUGAAGGAUAUGUGCGCUACUUUUCUGGUCACACAGACAAAGUCACAUGUCUGGCGAUGUCACCAGGCAGUGAUGCUUUCAUUUCUUGCUCCAAGGACGACACAGUCACAGUUUGGGAUCUUGGUUCCCGCAACCCACAGGGUAAACUGAAAUUGGCGACCCCAUACCUCGUGGCGUUUGACCCUUCAGCCUCGGUUAUCGCGAUUGCCUCGCAGUCUACCUCAUCGGUCCUCCUCUACGAUUUCCGAAACUAUGACAAAGCUCCUUUCUCCACCUUUGACCUUGCUCCGUUCGAGGAGAUCUACACCCCGUCGACUCGUGGACGUGGCUGGACUAAACUGGAAUUCUCCAACGAUGGAAAGUUCUUGAUGCUUGGAACCGACUACCACGGACAUUACAUCCUAGAUGCUUAUGACGGUACAGUCAAGGCUUUCUUGACUGGCAAAGGUGGAGCGUCUGGCCGUGCUUCCCCAGUGUCAUCUACUGGGAAACCUUUGGGUCAAGGCGAUGCCUGCUUCACACCCGAUGGACGUUUCGUGAUUGGCGGCAACGGAGAUCAGCAAGAUGUGCUGGUCUGGGACCUCAAUGAGGUACAAGACGGACAACAAAACAAUGCCGCGUUACAGCCCGCAGCCAAACUGCCUCACCGAGGUCGGACUGCUCUCAUUGAGUACAACCCACGUUACAACAUGAUCGCUAGUGCCGACAAAGACAUUGUGUUUUGGCUUCCUGAUGAACCGCCUAGGCCAUCUGACAAGUAG
Penicillium subrubescens is the source of this 1122-nucleotide messenger RNA. Its product is annotated as WD-repeat containing protein SWD2. Bases 1 to 1122 code for a protein of 373 amino acids. Lineage: Eukaryota; Fungi; Ascomycota; Eurotiomycetes; Eurotiales; Aspergillaceae. Gene Ontology annotation, molecular function: chromatin binding; protein binding. The record is from RefSeq and is a predicted model, not a curated record. The transcript has 3 exons. Gene Ontology annotation, cellular component: Set1C/COMPASS complex.